Daldinia decipiens is the source of this 1245-nucleotide messenger RNA. RefSeq names its product putative short-chain dehydrogenase/oxidoreductase. The transcript is spliced from 3 exons. The record is from RefSeq and is a predicted model, not a curated record. Gene Ontology annotation, molecular function: oxidoreductase activity. Lineage: Eukaryota; Fungi; Ascomycota; Sordariomycetes; Xylariales; Hypoxylaceae. The coding region runs from base 402 to 1232 and encodes 276 amino acids.
AGCAUGAUUAUCUCUUCAACUCAAUGACUUCUUCCAUUUGCUCCUUAAAAUUUAUAAUACAAAGUGUUUACAAACCUAGGUACGCACUCACCGCACGUACGGGGGCUCAAGCCACAACAUCCAAAAAAACAAAACCUCCGUCGCGUUCGGAGACAAAAGGGGCGUGGCCCUAGUGCGGGGCUCUCUACCUCCUUUUAUCUCCAUAGUCCGAAGCCGAAAGCCUGAGCCUGAGCCUGAAAGCAUCGCGAGAUACUUAGGUUAGGUAGUUAGGGAGGCCAUUACCAAGAGAACAAAUACGGUAUAUAUAAGUAGGUUGUGCAACGAGUCUUUGGUAACUAGAAGAAGAAGAAGAGACUACUAUCAAUCUGCAAAUUCCGAGAUUUCCAAAGUCCUUGUUGCAAAUGGCCCCGCUCUACAAGAAAACCCUCGUCAUCGGCGCCACGUCCGGCAUUGGCGAGGCCCUCGCCGCGAGACUGCAUGCCGAGGGUACUUGUGUCAUUGUUACCGGCCGCCGCAAGCAUCGUCUCGAUGCGUUUGUCGCGAAGCACCCCGGAUCCAGCGGUGUCGUAGUCGACAUCACCAAAUUCGACGACAUCCCGUCCUUCGUCGCCUCCGUCACGCAGCAGCACCCUGAUAUCGACAGCGUGGUGCUCAACGCCGGCAUCCAGCGGCCGUUCAACUUCGCCAAGCCCGAGACCGUAGACCUGUCUACCUUCGCGGAGGAGUUCAACACUAACUACGUGUCUUUCGUGCACUUGGUUAAGGCCUUCCUGCCGCACUUACAGCGCGUGUCCAAGGAUGCCGAGGAUGCCGAGGCGCAUUUGGUAUUUAUAAACGCCUCGCUGGCGCUUGUACCGACGUUAACCCGUACACCCGGGUAUAACGCCAGCAAGGCAGCACUUCACUCAUUCAUCGUGAAUGUGCGACAGCAAAUCAAAGACGCUGGUUAUAAGAUCCGCUUUGUCGAAGUGUUCCCUCCCGCGGUGCAGACAGAAAUCCAUGACACGAAGCACCAACCGGACAUGAUAAACGGCCACGAGAUAGGUAUGCCCCUUGGCCUUUACACCGAGCGGAUGUACGAGGGCCUGCAGAAGGGUGAUGAGCAGUUUGCUAUCGGGCACGCAGAGGAAUGGCUCAAUGAGGACGGCUUCGAGGCUACGCGGGCGAAGCUAUUCGAGCAAGGUCAUGUCACCAUCAAGGGGGCCCUGGCAAAGUAUGUAAAGAGUGCAUAGUAGAUAGUAUUCU